GCCCCGUGACGCCUCCACUCCUUGUGUGAGGAGUCUCCAGGCCGCUGUGACAGAACCUCCUUCCCUUUCACUGUCUGCUUCCGACGGACACCGGCAACGAGCUGCGUACGCUUUAUUCAGAGUCGUCACUGGCUACUUGUUAUCUGGCCACAUAUCCCCGAGCAUGGCGGCGAGUGCGAAACGUAAGCAAGAGGAGAAGCACCUGAAGAUGCUGAGAGAAAUGACGAGUUUGCCUCACAACAGAAAGUGCUUCGACUGCGACCAGCGCGGCCCAACCUACGCCAACAUGACCGUGGGCUCCUUCGUGUGCACCUCCUGCUCCGGUAUCCUGCGUGGAUUAAACCCUCCAAACAGAGUCAAGUCCAUUUCGAUGACAACAUUCUCACAACAGGAAAUUGAGUUCCUACAGAAACAUGGCAAUGAGGUUUGCAAGCACAUUUGGCUCGGCCUUUAUAAUGAAAAAUCGACCUCAGUGCCAGACUUUAGAGAACCACAGAAAGUAAAGGAGUUUUUACAAGAUAAAUACGAAAAGAAAAGAUGGUACGUACCUCCAGAUCAGGCCAAGGUAGCAUCAGUCCAUGCUUCUAUUUCUGGCUCCUCAAAUAGCAGCACCAGCAGCACACCUGAAGUGAGACCCCUUAAAACUUUGCUCGGAGAUUCUGCCCCCUCCCUACAUCUGAACCGGAAUACACCACCCAAUCAGUCCCCUGUGGGGAGUCGUGGACAAAGCCAUCCUCAGCAGUUUCACGAUAAGAAGUUUGACCUCCUUAGUGACCUCGGAGGAGACAUUUUUGCUCCACCGCCUAACGUGAACCCAGGAACCAACUCGAGCUUUGCCAACUUUGCUCAUUUUAACAAUCACACAAUGGGAUCAAAUGCAAGUGCACAUGCAGAUUUUGCUAAUUUUGAUGCAUUUGGAUCCUCAUCUGCUUCAUCAGGUGGUUUCCAAUCAGCACCCAAGGCCCCUUUUCAAGCUUCAAAUACAGGAGGUAGUAUUCCAGUCGGCCCAGGCUCAGUAGGCGUAGGUGGGUUGUCUCAGAAGCAGAAAGCAGCAGGCGAUCGCUAUGCAGCUCUAGCGGAACUUGACAAUGUGUUUGGCCCGUCUGUACCUGCCGCCAGCGUAUACAAUGCCGCCAACACCUCCCAAAGCAGCAGUCCAUUUGGCUCAGAAUCAGGAACGUCUACAACACAAGCACAACAGGCCGUGCCAAGCGUGGCUCAAGGAUUUGGGGGCCAAUCAACUAAUCCAUUUGUAGCUCCUGUCGCAGCUACCAAUCCAUUCCAGAGCAGCAGCAGAGCAGCCAAUGUGGCAGCAGCAGCAACAUUCGGCACAGGGUCGAUGAGUAUGCCCUCUGGAUUUGGAAAUGCUGCAGCCUACAACCUGCCGACAAGCUUUAGUGGAACUUUCCAACAGCAGUUUCCUGGCCAGACACCAUUUCCACAGCCUCCAGCUUUCCCGCAGCAGCCAAAUGGUGGGAGCUUUUCUGCUUUUGGGCAGGCCAAACCUGUCGUGACUCCAUUUGGGCAGGUGAUGGCCGGACCCAUGGUUUCUAGCAAUCCUUUCGUGGGCGCAGGACCACCCCCUCAGUAUCCAGCCGCAGGCUCUUCCACAAACCCAUUCUUAUAGCAAGCCAUCCAGUCAGCUUCUUCAAUACAGGGUCUUCAACUGGCGCGCUUGCACCUCUUGCACUGUUUUGUCUCACCAGUAGCUUUAAAAAAAAACCCACAAUGUUUGUAAGGAUUUGUAUUUUUCCUAUCACGGUUUGUCACAAGCAACAUUGAAUGAGGGUUGUGACAGCAUGUGCAGAGGGAGAGGUUGAUCCCCUCUUCUCUUUCAAAUCUGUGAACUGACUUACUCUGAGCCUAUUGUUGGAUGAAACAGCUGGAAACGUAAGUUAUUUGGGAACAGUAUAUUCUAUUCAAAAUGCUGCAAUGCUGUAUAUAUUUAUCUUUAAGGACAUCUGCUCUUGUUCAUAUCGGUAUUUGUAUCACGCUCACAAGAUUUUUAAGGACAAAUGAGUCAUUUGGAAAACAUACCUGGUACUGCUGGUAACUGCAUUUGUUGAGAACUGUUUAUUAGUGACAAUUUUACAUAAAAUGUUCUGUUAGCAAGAAUGCACGUUUUAUUGGCGGCAGUAGGGGACUUGGUCGCCAUCCGUCUCGCUGAUGUUCAAGGAUGAACUGGAAUCAACAAUUCAACAGGUUCGACUGAAUUUUCAAUGCAGUGUACAUAUUUAUUGUAAACAUAUUAAAAUGAAUUUUAAUUAAGAAAUGACAAAACCACUUUGGCAGGUCACACCGUCGCUCUGAAUCAUUUGAAAAUAUCUUCGUGGUUGCAAUCGAUGUUUCUUUUACAGUCUGUGUUCCUGGAUGGGGCUUUGAUUUUUGUCUGGAGGAAUGUCUUCUCUAUUGUGUCUUCGUGCUUUCCAAAGAGUCAACACGCCACUCAGUGAAAACACCACAGCAAUGAUUGCAAAGUAGCUGGAGUAAAUGGUGAACUGCGAAGUCAACACCUGAUGGUUAGUUUCUGAUUACAGUUAUAGCUUGGAUCUCUUUAAGAUGUUUAUACUGCAUGACUUCUUCAGCACUCACCUGAGAAAUGAUGUCGAGACCCAACCCUCUUUGAUCCACAACAACAGAAGUGAGGAUGGUCUGUAGAACCAAAGCUCCGAAGGUGUUGGCACCAAACACCAGUGCAUAUCUGUCCAUUGUCAGAUCCGUUGCAAUCUGGUACCUUUUGAAAAUUCAAGUUCAGUGUUGUGCAGGACAUUGCAGCCAGUAUUGCUCAGUUGAUGGCGCUUAUGGUUUGAGACUGAUGUGAAGUUUCAUUAAAAUGGUUGUUGUGUAGUGCCAUCUAGUGGGCACCCGGAAUGAGGACACUGUUUCGGGAAGCCUCAUCAGCAAGUGAUGGGUUCAUGAGGCUUCAUGAAACAGUGACCUCGUAUUGGUAACUCAGUGGCUGGUGUUGGUUCAAACCUAUAUAUUCUAGAGCAGAGAGUGCCAUCUAGUGGGCUCUGCGUAUGAGGACAAGCCCAUCACCACUCAUUGACAAAAAUGUUAUGUCCACUCAGGUGGUCUUGGUAGGUUAAAGAUGAGCGAAUAAGAUGAGCGGUUAAAGAUAAGCCUCUUAAUAAAAUGUUCAAGCUACCGAAGUGGACGUUAGAAGUUGUGUAGUAUGUGUCACUUGUGUUGAGUCAGCACACACUGACAUCAUGUGCCCACGUGCAACCUGUUUUACUGGCUGACUGUAGUCUGAGAGAAGUUCCAAGGAUGGAGGCCAUUUCUAGAAUAUUGAGUAUUAAAGUGGCGUGAUCAUUGUCAGACCUAACUCCAAGGCCGACACACGUUGAUCAAGCCUGCUAGAUUGUUCAACUUCCGUCCUUUGAACUCCUCAUGAGGCAGAUUAUUCAGGUGUGAAUCCGAUAUAGUGAAAAACGUACAUGGCGAUUGUUAUCAGCAGCAUGUACAGGCACUUGAAAACGGCAUAGCCUGUGUAGCAGACCCAGAUGUUCCCUAUGAAGGUCAUCAGGAAGAGCACGACGGCUGCCAGCCCAGAAAAGCCUCCAAGAGCCAGCUCGCCCCACAGCUCCCAUCUGACUUGAGUGAAACCAAUGCCAUAGGCUGUUGCCGCGCCUGAAAACAGUGAUGUCAUUCCCUUUCUGCUGGUCAGAGGUCGGAAAAUGAGAACUUUAUUUUUUUUACUUUAUUGCCCCGUCAUUAACCAAGUUUUGAUUCUUCUCAAAGGAAAAAAGAAGGAAAUAUAUUGCAGAAAGACUCAUGAAGGCUUUGCACCUACUUAACAAGCUGGACACUGCUUCCACGCCGCCGUUGUAGAUGCUUAGAUUUUGUGACGGCUGCUGAUGUUCCCACAGCACCUGGAGGAGAGAACUCAUUGUUGUCGAUGCAUAACUUCAGAUUGGAGCAAUAGAGAUGAACGCUAAUGGAAUAGCCUUUAAAUAAAUUUAAAAUAGCCGUUUCAACUGUUAUGGUGAGUUUGAAAUGGGCUCAUAGUGUCGAUAUGGCAGUCAAAUGUCCCACCUGUAUGUAGUUCACAGUCUGGUUGUAUCCGCAGGUGGCCAUGGCCCACCACACCGACCAGUAGAGCAGCCGCCUCGAUGAGUAGCAUUGUAAGAAGUCUCUCCACAGCAUUAGCAACACUCGACCACAACUUAACUUGUCUUUAGAAUUCUCGCUCACGUCCUCCUUUUCUUCCUCCUCUUGCUGCUCUUUCUUGGGGUGGAAAAACAUACUCUGCUCUGGCAUUGGACAUCAGUGUGAAGCUGAUGAGCAGCUGGCCCAGCACGGAGCCCACCGUGUAUGCCAGCAGCUGGACCCCACGGCAGUAGGAGGUGGCCUUCCUGUAGUUCUUCACAUCAAUCAUGCUGUUAUGGAGCAGAUGUAGGAGAAGUAGGCUACCUCGCUGGCUGUCACCACUCCGUAGAAGAACUGGACCACUUGCAUGGCAGGAACAGUUGUGGUCCAUCGCAAUAGUGCUGUGGUGAUGAAGACUGUCACACCCUGGAAGACCACUACGGGCUUGUAACGCAGCCAGUCGGUAAGCAGGAAGACCGGCACCAGCACAGAGAGGUAGGAGUACGUCCACACAGGGUAAAUCUCAUUAGUGGCCUGUAAAUAAGCAGCAUUUUACUGUAUGUGUUCAAUAUGAGAUAUAUUUGAUAUUAAGAUUUUUUUUGUCCAUGACACAUAAAGGUUUAACCACAUCUCAGGUCUAAUGUAAUGUAUUGGUUUUAGUGCCAUGAUUUUGAAGGACCCAUAUUUUGUCCUGCGUGUUCAAUAUAAUGACAUUGUUUAAGACACAACAAAGCAUAAAACCUCACACAGGCACAAGUUUACUAGUGCUUGGAAAAAAUAUGGAAAAGUGGGGGGAAAAAAGGGCAGAAAUUCCAAGAGUUGUUGUUCUUCACUCGACUUUUUUUUCAAUCUCUAUAUGACGAAGAAGGAAUAUUGACUUGAUUUAUGUGCAAUGUAACAACGACGCCAUGUUAUGGCAUAGUUAUUGAAAUGGCAUCUAAAUUGUCAUGUAAAGCAUUUACAAUGUUGAUGUUGGUUGAAAUGAAUAUUCACUCAUGCAAUGAGCUCAAUCCGACGGCAGGUGGCGGUAGCAUCACUGAGCUUCGAUGACAGACGGAGGAGACCUUGACCAUAGAAUAGAAUACAAUAGAAAAGCCUUUAUUGUCCUUGUACAGUGUACGAGAUUUGAGCGCUACCCCCUCGGUGCAAACAAUGUAAAAAGAAUAUAUCAAAAACUAAUCUAGCAAAGCAGAAACCAACAAGUAGGUACUAAUAAAUAAUAUUUACUCACACUGGUAAACUCCAUAGUGACCUGAGAGCAUCACCUUUGUGACUUGAUGGUAUGCACAAGUUUUGUAUCUCACCAAUAACACUGCUUUACCUGUUCUGUCGUCAAGUUCUUGUCCGGACCCGUCAUGUAUGGAAGUAGAAAGGGCUCAAUGGGCUUCACUGAGGUGAAAAAUCCAUAGGUGCACAGCAGAAAAGUGGGAUACUUCCAGUCCGACCUCCACUUAGUUCCUCUCUGCAUGAUUGCGUGUUGUGUCCAGGUGCGCUCGCCCUGUGGGCUUUUGUAGAGUCCUUUUUGGUUGUCAAUUAACAACCAGGUCAAAGAGCAACUGGCUGAUGACACAGCUCUAUUCACACGUGUCUCCAUCGAAAACAGUGAUAAUGAUAUCGUUCCUAAACACUUAAGCAGUCAAUUAUUUAUUAAAGUCUGUUUCCAGUGUUCUAUCUCGGUAUACUGCAUUAAAGACUGCAUGGUUUAAUGUUGAUGUAACAAAAUAAAGUGUACCGCACAGUUCACAUUUGUGCCUCCACAACAGUCAACAACAACCAACCACCAAUACAGUCGCAUCAGUUAAAAUAUUGAUUUCCUUUACAGCAAAGGACAAAUAAAACAAGUACAUGCUGUUACUCCAGUCUUCAUUAUAAUUCAAUUGUUUUUUUUUUUUGUUUUUUUUAGAAAUAUUUUUUAACGUUGAAAAAAUGUAAUAUUUUGGCAUUUUGAAGGCCUUGACUCAGGACCAAUUUUUUGGAAUCGCCAGAAUUCGACUUUCUUCGAUUUUCCUGGCGUUCACAGGGUCCAACAAGUUGUUUUUAAGUUUUUGUUUCGUGUAAUUUUGCGUCAGGU
This is a messenger RNA of Synchiropus splendidus (mandarinfish), 6163 nucleotides long. RefSeq names its product ArfGAP with FG repeats 1a (gene agfg1a). The transcript is spliced from 14 exons. The coding region runs from base 164 to 1627 and encodes 487 amino acids. NCBI's taxonomy places the organism in Eukaryota, Metazoa, Chordata, Actinopteri, Syngnathiformes, Callionymidae. The record is from RefSeq and is a predicted model, not a curated record. Gene Ontology annotation, molecular function: GTPase activator activity.